UUUUUACCAGCUUUUCAGUCAUAUUAGCUCGGAACCUGACUUAUAGUAGGUCCCAGCAUGAUUCUUCUUUCCUUUUCCCUUUUAUUGCAGUACAGACUAUAGAAAGUUACAAUUGAUUCAUUUUCUUAUCUACUAUUAGCCAAUCAUGUCAAGUUCACGGUCUCUGAAAAUUGGCAUAGUUGGAUUCGGUUCAUUUGGCCAGUUUCUGGCUAAGACUAUGAUCAAACAAGGUCACACUCUAACUGCAACUUCUCGAACUGAUUACACUCAUUCAUGCCUCCAAUUGGGUAUUCAAUUCUUCAGGGAUGUUAGAACAUUCAUUGAGGCAAACAACGAUGUCAUACUCAUAUGUACAUCCAUUCUGUCUUUUUCAAAGGUUCUUAGUUCUUUGCCACUUUCUUGUCUUAGGCGACCAAAAACACUCUUUGUUGAUGUUCUUUCUGUCAAAGAGCACCCAAGAGACCUUUUAUUACGGGUACUGCCAGAGGAGUCGGAUAUACUCUGCACGCAUCCAAUGUUUGGACCAGAAAGUGGAAAGGACGGGUGGAAAGAUCUCACUUUCAUGUAUGAUAAAGUUAGAAUACGUGAUGAAGAUACCUGCUCUAAUCUCCUCCAUGUUUUUGUUAGUGAGGAUUGUAGGAUGCUACAAAUGUCCUGUGAGGAGCAUGAUAAAAUAGCUGCAAAGAGCCAGUUUAUCACACACACAGUAGGCAGGACAUUGGCAGAAAUGAAUAUUGAGUCUACACCUAUUGACACAAAGGGCUUUCAGACACUUAUUCAACUGAAGGAUACCACCAUGAGAGAUAGUUUUGAUCUUUAUAGUGGAUUAUUUAUAUGUAACAGAUUCGCUCAUCAAGAGCUGGAAAAUCUCCAACAUGCCUUGCACAAAGUUAAAGAGACGCUGAUUCAAAGGAAGAGUGAGGAGCUGAGUCCAAAACAAGACUGAAUGUUGAUGCUUAAUAAUCUUGUUGACCUUGUUCAUUCAUUAAAUACGUUUCAUCAUUUUCUUCUAUUAGGCAUCGAGCAAAAUAUCUAUGGUAUUUUCAAAAUCAACAAUUACUGGAAAUUAUGUUUAAUAAUGAGAGCAUCUUUCA
Messenger RNA from Vicia villosa (hairy vetch), 1094 nucleotides. RefSeq names its product arogenate dehydrogenase 1, chloroplastic-like. Lineage: Eukaryota; Viridiplantae; Streptophyta; Magnoliopsida; Fabales; Fabaceae. Gene Ontology annotation, biological process: L-tyrosine biosynthetic process. The record is from RefSeq and is a predicted model, not a curated record. Bases 146 to 946 code for a protein of 266 amino acids. Gene Ontology annotation, molecular function: prephenate dehydrogenase (NADP+) activity; NAD+ binding; prephenate dehydrogenase (NAD+) activity. The transcript is spliced from 7 exons.